Penicillium canariense is the source of this 4554-nucleotide messenger RNA. Its product is annotated as FG-nucleoporin NUP159. NCBI's taxonomy places the organism in Eukaryota, Fungi, Ascomycota, Eurotiomycetes, Eurotiales, Aspergillaceae. The transcript has 3 exons. Gene Ontology annotation, biological process: RNA export from nucleus; protein import into nucleus. The record is from RefSeq and is a predicted model, not a curated record. Gene Ontology annotation, cellular component: nuclear pore. Gene Ontology annotation, molecular function: structural constituent of nuclear pore; protein binding. The coding region runs from base 1 to 4554 and encodes 1517 amino acids.
AUGGCCUUCAGCUUCGGGUCGUCCGCCCCCGCCGGAGGGAGCGCGCCAGCGGAGCUUGGGCCAGAGCUCUCAGAGGUCCUGACUGAUGAUAUUGGCUUCAGAGGUAUCUCCGGUGAUGCCAACGUCCGCUUCCUCCCCACCCCUUGGCCCGAAGAUGCUCUUCCCUCCCCGAACACCUCACUCCUAGCUGUCGCACAAAGCAAGGGCAUCGUUGUUGGUGCUGGCCCCGAUGCUCUAGUUGUCGCAACUACCGAAUCCGUCAGGAAAGCUAUUGAGGCUCCUACCGGAGAAGAUAAAGUCAAAACCAAGCCCUUCCAACCGCAAGCAACAAUUCCCCUUCCUGCGCGCCCAACACAUGUGGCCUUUACCGCGAGUGACGAUGCGUUGAUUCUCGCAACAGAGAACGGUUCACAAAUCUCGGUUUUCCAGACAGACAGUCUCCUGCAGGGCAAUGCGCAGCCUGCCUUAUCGGUUCCGACAAACGGUGUAUCGAUUCGGGCUCUUGUCCCCAACCCAGACCCCAACUCGACUUUUGUUGCCUUCGUCACUACCAAUGGUGAACUUAUAGUCGCCGAUCUGAAGGCUGGAAGCCUGGUUUCCGGCGCCAACGGUCCUAUUCUCCGAAAUGCCGUUAGCUGUGUCGCAUGGAGUAACAAAGGCAAGCAGCUCGUGGCUGGAAUGGCGGACGGAACUGCAGAGCAGAUGACCCCAGAUGGAACGAAGAAGGAUCAUAUCCCUCGCCCCUCUGAUUUAGAAGGGGAGUGUCAUGUGUCUUCUAUCGCAUGGCUGGAGAACGACGUCUUCUUCACGGUCUAUACCCCAAAUAUCCCUGAGGAUGACAUGGGAAUUCCAGCGUCUUCCUAUUACAUUAUCACGCGACGCAAACAGGCCCCUUUCUUGAUCCAGAAGUUGCCCGAAAUCUGCUCGACAAUUGGGUUUAUGAUGAAGCGUGCGCCAGCACAUCAGUUCAUCGUGCGGUUGCGAGACUAUAAGCCACACCUAAAGGAUGUGUUGAUGGUCGCUUCAACUGCUUCUGCCGAUGUUGGUCUCGUUGUUCGAGCUGAACAAACACUAGACAGGGAGGACACAUCAAACGCCCUUGCCGGCCAAUUUACGACCGCCAAUGUCAAUGAUGAUACCAAAAGAGCAUCCAUUCCACUGAAGGAAUCAGGGGACGAAACCUCGGUGAUUGGCCUGGCUCCUGAUCUAUCCUGUGGCGAGAAUGUUCUUUCACCUAUUCCGGGUGAGGAUAUCCAGGAGAGCUCAACCCCUCUACCGGGACUGCUUCUCCUGAAUAAUGAUGGUAUCCUAUCCUCUUGGUGGGUUAUCUACACCGAGUCGAUUCGCCAGAAGAUCCCUUACUCUGGUCUAGCAUGUCUAGCCUCAGGCGACCAGAUGUCACAGACGCCGUCUCAACCCACCCCUGCACCUCCUGCCCCAGCACCCGUCCAACAACAGCCUGCGUUUGGUCAGUCUUCGUUUGGCAGCCCCUCUCCGUUUGGCGGAUCUGCUUUUGGCAAACCAUCCGGUGGCUCUGCCCCAUCAGGCGGUGCCACCUUUGGCAGUCCGUCCACGAUGGGAGCAACGGCAUUUGGAAAGCCGUCUGCCCCAUCAUUCGGAAGCCCUUCUGGUCUUGGCGGUGGUGCGGCUCCAGCCUUUGGGAAACCUUCUUUCGGAACUCCCUCUCAGCCUGGCGCGGCAUUCUCACAGACCAACACCCCCGGACAGCAACCCCAAUUCGGCACGACCGGAUUAGGCGACGCGAGUUCGCGGGCAGCUUUUGGACAGCCUAGUCAUCCGGACGGUAAUUCGGGCAAGAGUCUUCUAGUUUCUGGACCUGGUGCCUCUGGUGGUGGGUUUAGCUCUUUCUCUGGAGGAGGUGGAGGAAGUGGGUUUGCUAGUUUCGCGGCAGCCAAGCCGGGAGACUCGCCAUUCGGGAAGCCUUCAGCAGAGUCACCAUUUGGGAAGCCUUCAACAGGGUCGCCCUUCGGGAAGCCUUCGGGAGAGUCGCCUUUCGGGAAGCCUUCAGAAGACAACGCCUUCUCAAAGGCAUCCGCGCCCUCUCCUUUCGGAGCCAGGCCUCAAAAUGAAACUGCUUUCGCUCCUGCAAAGUCUGAUACAGUGAAGAAUCCAUUUGGGCCUGGUUCUUCUGGUGGCUUUGUUCUUGGUUCUUCUUUCAAGGCUGAUGGAACAGCUGGAAAUGACAUGCCUAAAUCUGAUGAAUCUUCCUCGGGAACGCUCUCUUUUGGUGGAUUUGGCGACUCGAUUGCUUCACCGAGCAAGCUCAGUCCCCCGGCAGAGUCGAUGGAGGAUGCGGUGAACACGACUACUACUGAACAGCCACCAACGAGCGAGCCAUUCUCAAUCUUUGGCGCCCCUAGCAAACCUGCGGCUCAAGCUCCAUCCUUGUUCGGCACACAAACCGCCAAACCGCCUGCUCUGGAGACAAACAAGUCGAGCUCAAGCUUCUCAUUCUUUGGCUCCACUUCUUCUACUUCAACCCAGCAUCCUCCCCAGACCUCCUCUCAGAACCAGGUCACAAGCCCGCUUUCAGCACCUUCGGAUAAAACCGCCACACCGAAAAAGGAGCAGUCUGUUACUUCUCCUACCUUCCCUCCAAUCGAGGCACCAUUGCCUCCUGACCCUACCAGCAGAGCUAGUUACGCACCCGGUGACACUUCGGCUUCCUCUAAUGUCUCCAAAAGCUCAAUUGAAGACGCAACGCUCCCCUCAGACUUCGUUUGGGAGAAGAAGCAUUCUCCCAAGUUUGACGAUGCACCCCUCCCGCCAGAUUUUGUGACCAAAGCCAAGAAGUCUGAGAGUCCACCUCCACCAGCUCCCGAAGAGGCGCCCUUACCUCCUGACCCGACUACUUUCAAGGCUCAAGCCGAGCCUGCAGAAGAGGCCGUGCCUAUUCCCAAUGGCUCAGAUAUAGAGUCUCAGGAUGCCGACGAGUCUGAUUUCAGCGAUAGCGGCGAGGAGAUUACGCAUGAUGAGACUAACAUCCCAAGUCCCAAGUUCUCGGCGGGAACUUCCUUCGGUGGGUUAUCAGACAAGAGCUCUACGGGUGGAUUCUUCCGUGGAAAUUCACAGGCUGCACCGAAACAAAAUCAAAGUCAGCCUCCUCGGCCGCUAUUUGGUGAAAUUCCCAAGCAGCCUCUGCUCCCACCUCCACGAUCUGCCGCCAAAUCUGGCCGUGAACCUUACCGGUCACCCAGUCCCACUCGUAUCAGCUCGCACAAGAGCGGAAUUUUCUCUAAAAGGACAGGGAACCGCGAGGCUGGAAGUGCCCUGGCUUCACGGAAGGCUUCGCUGACACAGAUUGCUCAGCGUGAGGGACAGAUCAGGAAGGCUAGUGACGCUGUCCGGCAGGAGCAGGCCCGCGCCGAGGCGGCCGCUCAGCGCCGGGAAGAGGAAGAAGCUCUUGCUCUGUCCGAUGAUGACGAGGAUGAGAGACUUCGCGCUGAUCUUACUCUCCCGGUCGAGCCUGUUGCUACACUGGAUCCAUUCCUACCCCAUCAAAACUACACCGGAGAGACGGCCAAGCCGGGUAUCCCCGGUAUGAUUGAACGACUGUACCGCGACAUCAACUCUAUGGUGGAUACUCUAGGUAUUAAUGCCCGAUCGCUCGACUCGUACCUUCUUUUCCAGCAACCUACCCAAACCUCAACGGCGGAGAAGUGGGUGCGCAUUUUGAACAGUGACGAGCCUGCAAGUGUUCUGGACGAGGAGGCAUUCUUCCAGGAUAUCGACAACUUCGAAGAUGUCGUCGCCGCUAUUAGCCGUUCUCUUAACGAACGGCGUGUUCAAGGUGUUGAGGAAAAGCUGGACCAAUGCAGAGAGCUGCUCACUAAGGAUAUCGUCAUGCUGCGCACUCAAUUUGCUAGUAUUCGCAAGACCCUCGAUGCGCUGACUGACACUGGGGCUAUUCUUUCGGCCCCGCUCUCUGCUGAACAAGCUACUGUCCAGCAUGACCUCCGGGCCACAUUCACUGGUCUCCAGGUUAAAAUGGCCGAACUCGAGCAGGGAGUCUCGAUGCUCCGGGCCAAGAUUUCUGACAUUCCGCACCCCGAUGGAAGUGGCAACAGUUCUCGGAAAAGACCUACUGUGGAAGCCGUCGCGUCGACCAUUGCCACUAUGAUGAGCAUGGCCGAGAACAAGAGCAGCGAUAUUGACGUUCUGGAGGCUCAACUGCGGAAGCUCGGGCUCGACACGUCUUCCUCUGGCCCCGCCAGCCGCGAAGGCUCGCCCUUUACAACUCCUCGCAAGAAUAUCAGCCGUUUCCCUGCUACCCCGGGCUCACGCGGCUCUAUUGACGGCAGUGCAUACCACACCCCCGAGUCUGCUUCUCGCGGCGUCAACUUCCGGGCCAGCAUCAACGGCUCCGCAAAGCACAGCCGUUUGCGCAGUGUCGAUAUCGUCGCGCCUCUAGUCAACCGCGAAGACAACUCUCAGUGGAAGGCGAAGACUCAACGUCGGAAGCAUCUGAUCGGUAGUUUGAAGGAUGCGAUUGAGAAGAAAGAAGUUAAGGUGCGCGGGGUGGACGAUCUCUAG